Aureobasidium melanogenum CBS 110374 is the source of this 2370-nucleotide messenger RNA. Its product is annotated as pre-mRNA-splicing ATP-dependent RNA helicase PRP28. The coding region runs from base 1 to 2370 and encodes 789 amino acids. Lineage: Eukaryota; Fungi; Ascomycota; Dothideomycetes; Dothideales; Saccotheciaceae. Gene Ontology annotation, biological process: mRNA splicing, via spliceosome. The record is from RefSeq and is a predicted model, not a curated record. Gene Ontology annotation, molecular function: ATP binding; RNA helicase activity; RNA binding. The transcript has a single exon. Gene Ontology annotation, cellular component: catalytic step 2 spliceosome.
AUGGACCCUCCUCCGGCUCCCCCGUCAGAUGUACCACCGCCACCGCCUCCUUCAGAACAUGUCGCCGCUCCGCCGCCGCCUGUCGUCGAUGUGCCUCCACCACCAGCACCCGACGCUAAUGACGAAGAACUUGGCCCCUCAAUGAUGCCCUCGAAGAAGCAAAAGAAAGGCUGGGGUACCGUCAAGCCCAAGAGUCAACCACUGGACAUCGAGGAGAUCCUAGCAAGAAAGAAGGCCGCAGAUGCCGCCGCCAUGAAGCCAAAGUUCUUGUCGCGUGCCGAGCGAGAAAGGAUAGCACAAGAGAAACUCGACAAAGAAGCUGCCGAAGCCAAGAAGAGAUCAGAAGCUGAGCGCGAUUCUUUCUCAAAGCCACAAUCCAAUGGUACCCAUGCCCAGAUCAACACGGGCAAUAAUCGUUCCAUGGAUGGUCGCCCAGCCAUACCCACUGGUCCCAGGAGUCAAAGAGGUGGUCAACCUCCUUCGGGUCCUGCUGGCUGGAGAAACAAGGAUCAACACAAUAGAGGCUAUGACAUGGCCCCACCACCUCCUCCCAAACAGACUGCCAUUGUGAAUGGCAACCAGACUGCAAAGAGACUCACUCCUGAAGAAGCUGCCCAAGCUUCAAUCCGCCAAAGAUAUAUGGGCGCUGAUCAGAAUCAAUCAAAUUUCUCGGCAAAGAAGAAGCGCAAGCGAACGACUGAGAAGAAGUUCAAUUUCGAGUGGAACGCAGAGGAGGAUACUAGUGCCAACACCGACCCGCUAUACAAGGACAGAGCUGCCCCUGCUGCACGACUGGGAGGUUACGCUGAUGCAGACGAGACAGCUGCCGAGAAGUACGCCAAAUUGCUCGAGGAACGCGAUCCCGAAACUGGCAGGCAGCGAGCACAGCAGAUCUUGGAAAUGAAGGAACGUCAAAAGGCGUACGAGAGUCGCAACGCCAUCGACAAGCACUGGAGCGAAAAGGAACUUUCUCAGAUGCGCGAACGAGACUGGCGCAUCUUCAAGGAAGAUUUCAACAUUGGUACAAAGGGUGGUUCUAUCCCGAACCCUAUGCGUUACUGGCGGGAGUCUGGUUUGCCCAAGCGACUUUUGCAGGUCAUUGAUCAAGUUGGCUACACGGAUCCCUCGCCAAUUCAACGAGCAGCUAUCCCUGUCGCUCUACAGGCCCGCGAUCUGAUCGGUGUUGCCGUGACUGGUUCCGGUAAGACUGCCGCUUUCCUGUUACCUCUCCUCGUCUACAUUUCUGAAUUGCCUGCUCUCAACGAACUCACCAAAAACGACGGUCCUUACGCCAUCAUUCUUGCACCGACGCGUGAACUGGCACAACAGAUUGAAAUCGAAGCAAAGAAAUUUGCAACACCUCUAGGCUUCACUUGUGUGUCUAUCGUUGGUGGUCACUCGAUAGAAGAACAAGCCUACAAUCUACGCAAUGGAGCCGAAAUCAUCAUCGCUACUCCUGGUCGUUUGGUCGACUGUAUCGAACGCCGUGUACUGGUCCUCUCACAAUGCUGCUACAUCAUCAUGGAUGAAGCCGAUCGCAUGAUCGAUCUCGGCUUCGAAGAGCCCGUCAACAAGAUCCUUGACGCACUGCCCGUAGGCAACGAAAAGCCAGACAGCGAAGAAGCGGAAAACAGUCAAGCGAUGCAGAUGCACGUUGGCGAACGAGGCCGUUAUCGUCAAACAAUGAUGUACACAGCCACCAUGCCCGCCGCCGUCGAACGUAUUGCAAGAAAAUACCUGCGUCGCCCUGCCAUCGUGACAAUUGGAAACGUCGGCGAAGCAGUCGACACAGUCGAGCAACGCGUCGAAUUCGUCUCCGGCGAAGACAAGCGCAAAAACCGACUCCGAGAAAUCCUUUCCAGCAGAGAGUUUGCACCUCCUAUUAUUGUGUUCGUCAAUAUCAAGCGCAACUGCGAUGCCGUGGCCAAGGAUAUCCAACGAAUGGGCUACUCAGCCGUCACCCUGCACGGUUCAAAAACACAAGAACAGAGAGAAGCAGCACUGCUUUCCGUCCGCGAAGGCAAGACCGAAGUCCUCGUCGCCACCGACUUGGCAGGUCGUGGUAUCGAUGUGCCAGACGUGUCUCUCGUUAUAAACUUCAACAUGGCCACAAACAUCGAAUCCUACACCCAUCGUGUUGGUCGUACCGGUCGUGCUGGCAAGUCCGGUGUUGCGAUUACCUUCUUGGGUCCAGAGGAUAACGACGUUCUUUAUGAUUUGAAGCAGAUGUUGAGUAAGAGUUCCAUCUCGAGGGUUCCGGAGGAAUUGAGGAAGCAUGAAGCUGCACAGCAGAAAAGCCAAAGGGGUGGAAAUAGGAAACCCGUAGAGGAGAGCAGUGGAUUUGGUGGCAAGGGCGGUGGAUGGGCUUAG